GCGAAGAAAUGCGGGCGGAAGGCGCGCUGAGGGCGGCUGUAGUUUUCCGAGACCAACUUUCCCGACAGCACCGUGCGCCUCCCGCCUACGGAGAACUACAUGCCCCAGCCUGCCCCGCGAAGGGAAGAAGUCAGGAGGCCCCGCUUCGCGCUAACGCUUGCGAUGGUUGAAUUCCCCUCCUCACGCCAGCCUAGGAGAAGAAGUUCGUAGUCCCAGAGGAAGAGGAGUUGUACGCAUGUCAGAGAGGUUGCAGGCUGUUUUCAAUUUGUCAGUUUGUGGAUGAUGGAAUUGACUUAAAUCGAACUAAAUUGGAAUGUGAAUCUGCAUGUACAGAAGCAUAUUCCCAAUCUGAUGAGCAAUAUGCUUGCCAUCUUGGUUGCCAGAAUCAGCUGCCAUUCGCUGAACUGAGACAAGAACAACUUAUGUCCCUGAUGCCAAAAAUGCACCUACUCUUUCCUCUAACUCUGGUGAGGUCAUUCUGGAGUGACAUGAUGGACUCCGCACAGAGCUUCAUAACCUCUUCAUGGACUUUUUAUCUUCAAGCCGAUGACGGAAAAAUAGUUAUAUUCCAGUCUAAGCCAGAAAUCCAGUACGCACCACAUUUGGAGCAGGAGCCUACAAAUUUGAGAGAAUCAUCUCUAAGCAAAAUGUCCUCAGAUCUGCAAAUGAGAAAUUCACAAGCGCACAGGAAUUUUCUUGAAGAUGGAGAAAGUGAUGGCUUUUUAAGAUGCCUCUCUCUUAACUCUGGGUGGAUUUUAACUACAACUCUUGUCCUCUCGGUGAUGGUAUUGCUUUGGAUUUGUUGUGCAACUGUUGCUACAGCUGUGGAGCAGUAUGUUCCCUCUGAGAAGCUGAGUAUCUAUGGUGACUUGGAGUUUAUGAAUGAACAAAAGCUAAACAGAUAUCCAGCUUCUUCUCUUGUGGUUGUUAGAUCUAAAACUGAAGAUCAUGAAGAAGCAGGGCCUCUACCUACAAAAGUGAAUCUUGCUCAUUCUGAAAUUUAAGCAUUUUUCUUUUAAAAGACAAGUGUAAUAGACAUCUAAAAUUCCACUCCUCAUAGAGCUUUUAAAAUGGUUUCAUUGGAUAUAGGCCUUAAGAAAUCACUAUAAAAUGCAAAUAAAGUUACUCAAAUCUGUGAAGACUGUAUUUGCUAUAACUUUAUUGGUAUUGUUUUUGUAGUAAUUUAAGAGGUGGAUGUUUGGGAUUGUAUUAUUAUUUUACUAAUAUCUGUAGCUAUUUUGUUUUUUGCUUUGGUUAUUGUUUUUUUCCCUUUUCUUAGCUAUGAGCUGAUCAUUGCUCCUUCUCACCUCCUGCCAUGAUACUGUCAGUUACCUUAGUUAACAAGCUGAAUAUUUAGUAGAAAUGAUGCUUCUGCUCAGGAAUGGCCCACAAAUCUGUAAUUUGAAAUUUAGCAGGAAAUGACCUUUAAUGACACUACAUUUUCAGGAACUGAAAUCAUUAAAAUUUUAUUUGAAUAAUUAUGUGCUGAAAUUUGAGUAUCUGAUUUUUCUAGACCUUCCCUCCUAUUCCUGCCCAACCUAGAUAAGAAUUAUGAAAUGUUCUGUGUUUAUUGCUAUUGCUUUAUAAUGUGAUGGUCAGGGACCAUUUUGAUGCAAAACUGAUCUCUCAGCAGUACAUUUGAUGUUAUUUUGCACAGGCUAUAGGUUUUUGUUUGAUGAGUGUUUCCAAAGAACUAUUUUUCUCUGUUAGAUAGCAUAUCAAGUAUAAGGUAAACAUAUUUUCAGAGAAAACUUCAUUUUAACACUAAAAAUUAGACUCUUGUGAUACAGAAUUAAGUAUAAAUUUUACUUGGCAAAAACUCGUUUUAUUUUUACCUGCAAUAAUACAGAGCUUAAUAUUAGAAUGAUAUCAGGUCAUAAUAAUAAUACACCAGAAUCUUUUGAGAUGGAAUUUUGCUCUUGUUGCUGAGGCUGGAGUGCAAUGGUAUGAUCUUGGCUCACUACAACCUCCACCUCUGAGGUUCAAGCGAUUCUCCUGCCUCAGCCUCCCGAGUAGCUGGGAUUACAGGCAUGCGCCACCACACCUGGAUAAUUUUGUAUUUUUAGUAGAGACGGGGUUUCACCAGGUUGGCCAGGCUGGUCUCGAACUCCUGACCUCAGGUGAUCCACCCACUUAGGCCUUCCAAAGUGCUGGGAUUACAGGCGUGAGUGACUGUGCCCAGCCUACACCAGAAUUCUAAUAUGAUUCACUGUUAUUAUGCCAUAAAAUAUUAAAAACUUUGUAAAACAAUACUUUCCUCAGUCACAGGGGCAUUGCUGACAACUGCAUCAGUGCUGUUUGACUAAAGAAUAAGUUAGUCACUCCUCCUAUGGCCUAGUCUUUAGCCUUCCUGAGUCCAAAUGAAAAGCAGUUAACAGCUAAUCAAGGAAGACUUUGGUCACAAAGUGUAGGUUUUUAUUUUUAGUUUGUCUAGAUUUGGAUGAUAGAAAGUUGUGAACACAUCCAGAUGGGGAAGAAAGGAGGAAUUAGCCGUCAUUGUCAAGCAGUCAUUGUUUCUUUCUUCUUUUUGUUAGAAAACAUGGGAUAAAACGUGGGGACUCAGCCAGGCACAGUGGCUCACGCCUGUAAUCCCAGCACUUUGGGAGGCCAAAGCAGGAGGAUCACUUGAGGUCAGGAGUUCGAGACCAACCUGGGCAACAUAGCAAGACCCUCUCUGUACAAAAAAAUACAAACAAACAUGGGGACUAUAUAAAACAUGGGUAGUGGAUAGGAGUUACCAUUAAAAAAAAAUAAAAAGCCCUGUUGUUUCGUCUCCCAUCAUUAGUGCAUACUUAGUUUCCUUAGUCAGGCACAGGUUUAAUUGUAAUGCAUCCAAUGAAGCAAACAGAGAAACACAAAAUGCUGCUGUCUCACAGGAAUCAAAGAGCCCACUGUUAGAAAAGACCCUCCCUUAUAAAAACAAAACAAAGAAUUAUCUAGAUCACUUGGGGCCAGGAGUUCAACACCAUCCUGGGCAAUAUAAUGAGAAUCCCAUCUUUUUUUUUUUUUUUAAAGCAACUGUACAGUUGUCCUAUAUUCUCCACCUUCCCUUGGUUUCAUUUCUCUUCGCUUCCUGAAUGAGAAGUGCCUGAGAUACCUUCAUUUCUCUUGAAAGUAUUGAUCCAAGUUUAGACAAAUAUCUCCCCUCUUGUUGAGAGAAUUCCUUAUAUGUGAAAAUACCAAGACAUUCUUGAUAUUUAGCAGGCACUCAAAUAUUUGUCUCCUCUUUUUUAGCAUAAUUAAGCCAGACUGAUGUUUGCAUUUGAGUAUCAUCAGCAUGAGUAACCAUUUUAAUCUCUCUUCCCUUAACUACUUGUUCUACACUAGAGUCUAGGGUCAGGGUACGUACAGUGAUAAAGAUUGAGAUAAUGGGAAAUAUAGUCUUCUGUUUGGGAAGCUGGAUUGUAGUGUUGAUUUUCUGACUCCUUGUGGUAAUUAAAUUCUGAAGCACAGAAUCUACUUUUGAGAAGAAAUAUUUUACUUUUGAAAAAAAAUCCCCAAAAUAUAUACAGCAUAAAAAUGUUUCCGAUCUUGAAAAUCCCAACCAAAGCAACAAAACUGAGCUUCCAAGCCCCUUCUCCUAAAGUAACAGUUUUGCCCUUCUUGGAUGUGCCUAACUUUACUUAGCUCCUUGUUUCCAUAAAACAGUCAUAAUCUUAUUUCCUACCACACAGAAAGCAUCUUGAGAAUCUGGUCUUGGUCCUAGGCAAAUUCUCAAGACCGUUGGGUCUCUGGUUCAAACCUCCCAGACUUCUAAGGUCUUUCUUGGCUCAGGUCCCUCAUCUAAGAGACAUGCUAAUUCAGGCAAUUACAAAAGCAGUACUAAUCACCAUAAUGAAUGAUCUGGGCCUAGGUUCCAAGUUUUCUCACAAAACUUCAUGGGCACCUUUCAUUUGUGAUAUGUUUUGUAGUAAAUCAGAAAUUACUAGAUGAUCUGGUCAAUCUUAUCUCAGAAAUCCCUGUGGUGCAUCAUGAGGCAAUCUGAGCUGCUGAUCAGCAGAAAACCCUGCACUGUCUGAGCUUAUCUUCCAGCCAAAGGCAAACAAUUUACCCUUUGUUAUUAGUCUGUCUGGAUUUGUCUUAGAUAAAUGAGCCAUUUUUGUUACAAGUUUUUUAAAGAUAUACAGUAGUUCCAUUAUAAUUUUUGUGGACUCAAAUAUCAAGUCCACAUGUAGGGAAUCAUUGACAGAGAUUUCCAGUUACUGUCACCACCACACCAAGGCAGUAAUUUUGCUCAGUUCUGCCUUUAUAGAUCCACAAUUUAACCAUUCAACAACCACCUGAGAUCCUGAGUGGCAGGCCCUAUGCUAAAUGCUAGGACCACAGUAAGACCCAGUGCCUGACCCCAAUUGCUGAGACUCUGAAGGAGACUAUUAUUAAUGUGAUAAGUGCUAUGACCAAGCACAGAGCACAUAGGAGGAGCUGUAUGCAUUAUGGGAGCACACAGGAGGACUUCUGGGAGAAAGUGAUAGCCAAGCUUAAACCUGGAGAAAAAGGGAACGCCAAACACAAUAUAGAGAGCAGUGUACCAGACAGUGGGGACACUGUGCUCAAAGACCUAGAGGCCAGAGGGUGAGGCACUGCAGAUUGUUGAGUAGGCCGAGAUAGAGCAUACAAAAGCAUAACAAAAGAUGGGGCUAGGCAGACCAGGUAAUAAACCUGCACUUUAAACCUGCACUUGAUCCUGAGCACAGUAGAGAGCCACUGAAAGAUUUUAAGCAAGAGAGUGCCAUACAGUGUUGGAAUGAUUCACUCGGACAGCAAUGUGGAAGAUAGACCAGAAAGGGCAAGUCCAGAGGCCAACAAUAAUCUUAGCCUCAGAGUUCUUUUUUUAAUACCCAAGAAUACUAUUUCAUUUUACUUAUAUUUUUAAACUUUUCUCUAUAACGCUCUCUCUGCUCCCCCACAUUGUUGUCUGGAUGGUAAACCUAGGACUGGUCUCUGAGUCCUGGUCACAGCCUGGCAACAGAAUGUUUGAGCAAACUGGGAAGGCUGCCCCAUGGAUCCCUGGUUUCUUAUCACCAUCCUCUUAAUUCUACGUUUGCCAACCAGUCUCUAGGAAGCCAGCGUGCUCUUGCGCCCCUCCCACCAGGUUUCCAGUUGCUAAGCGUGUCAUGUUUGCAUUUGGGUAUCAUCUGCAUGAGUGACCAUUUUAAUCUCUCUUUCCUUGACUACUUGUUCUACACUAGAGUCUAGGGUGGGGGUGAGUACAGUGGUAAAGACAGGGAUAGCGGGAAAUUUAGUCUUCUGUUUAGGAAGCUGGAUGGUAGUGUGGAUUUUCUAACUCCUUGUGGUAAUUAAAUUCUGGAGCACAGUUUUUAGACCUUUUCUGAAAUCUGUUACUGUUGAAGUCAGCUUCAUAUAUUUCACUUUUUUUUUUUUUGAGACAGAGUCUCACACUGUUACUCAGGCUGGAGUGCACUGGUACAAUCUUGACUCACUGCAACCUCCACAGCUCCCAGGUUCAAGCGAUUCUCGUGCCUCAGCCUCCCAAGUAGCUGGUACUACAGGCGCGUGCCACCAUGCUUGGCUAAUUUUUGUAUUUCUAGUAAAGAUGGGGUUUUGCCAUGUUGCCCAGGCUGGUCUCGAACUCCUGGCCUCAGGUAAUCUGCCCGCCUCAGCCUCCCAAAGUGUUUGGAUUGCAGGCAUGAGCCACUGCACCCACCCUAUUUCACUAUUAAGUACUCUCUUCCUGUGAUAUUAAUGACUUAUUUGUUUCAAACUUUUUUGUGCCAUUGAGCUUUUUAGUGAUCCAGUGAAGCCUGUGGACCCCCUCUCAUAGUAAUGUUUUCAAAGCAUAAAACUAAAUAUAAAGGAUCGCAAAGGAAACUGAUCAUGUUAAAAUAAAGUUGAUAUUUUCAAAGUUUUAUGAUCCAGUAACAUACAUAUUCUGUUAACACAAAAUAAGACUGCAUGGUGGUUCUAAAAUUACUAUAAUUCAAAUUCAUAUCUUGAAAUAUCUAACAACUGUAAUAUAUCUAAAUGUCUCAUUUCUAUUGGUGACAAAGUCACAGGUACUCUGAUCCUACUGUGGACUGUUUCCUAUAUUCGUAAUUGAAGGAAAUGUUAUAUUUCAGUUAGAAGUUGGUGAAAAGAAAGAUUUAAAAUUUUUCCCAUCCAAGUUCACCAGACCCCUGGUUUAGAGGUUGUCUUAAUUUUACUUUUGUCAUUUUAAGAGUAAAUUAUUUUGUUUUCUUGUUCAAUUCUCAAUUAUUUGGGCUUAUUUUACUGCCUCUUGCAUGCUUUUUUAUGCUUGAAUGGUUUUUGCAGUGUUAGAACAGUAAUAAUUGAAGACUUGGGUGGAAAAAAAUCAGCACCUGAUUGAAAAUGAAAGGUUUCAACAAAAGCUCUUGAUAAUGUUACCUCCAGGUGUACCAUCAUGCCACCAUUAUUGGUGCUACAAAUCUGUUAAUUUAUUUAUGCUUAAGUAUGUAAACUUUAAUAAAACUUGGAUCAUCUGCAUUAAAAAAUAA
Molecule: messenger RNA, 6473 nt
Organism: Homo sapiens (human)
Lineage: Eukaryota; Metazoa; Chordata; Mammalia; Primates; Hominidae
Gene: TMEM59
Product: transmembrane protein 59
Exons: 8
Coding region: 423-1004 (193 amino acids)
Cellular component (GO): Golgi membrane; late endosome membrane; lysosomal membrane
Molecular function (GO): endopeptidase activity
Source: RefSeq, marked reviewed